Molecule: messenger RNA, 1464 nt
Organism: Zerene cesonia (dogface butterfly)
Lineage: Eukaryota; Metazoa; Arthropoda; Insecta; Lepidoptera; Pieridae
Exons: 2
Coding region: 259-957 (232 amino acids)
Source: RefSeq, a predicted model, not a curated record
UAAUCACAGAGUCCAUACUCAAUGGAACGGUAUUUUCUAUUGCCGUUUUCUAUUCUAUUUUCAUUUUUGGAUAACUCUGGGGCAUUUGAAAUUAUUAAUACUAGAAACAUUCGUGGCACGUAUUGUUUAUGGAAAAACACUCAAAAUACUGUACAAUAAUGAAGAUUGAAGAAACAUUAUUAAAUUAGUAAAUAUUAACAGAAGUAACAUUAGGUGUCAGGUUUGCUGAUAAAUGUUAAGUUUUAUGUUUAACUAAUUAUGGAUUGGAAUAAUACUAAGGUGAUAGAGUUCAUUGAACUUCUGCAGAAUGAACCCACUAUAUGGGAUCCUCACGAAAAAUCCCGUAAAAACAGAACGGCCGUUAAUGACGCAUGGGAGAGAAUUAAAAAUUCAUUCUCACUUCAAUGUUCUAUUGAUGAGUUAAAAAAGAAGAGAAAUUCUUUGAUGGCUGCCUAUAGGGACCACUUAAAAAAACUUAAAGAUUCUUAUGCCACCUGUACAAGUACAGAAGAUGUGUACCAACCAACAUGGUUUGCCUUUGAAGCUAUGCACAGUUUUUUGUGGACAGUGUAUGAAUACAACAACAUCAGAAAUACUGAGGAACAUAUGACCUCAAAAUCUGAAAGACCUCUCUCCAUAGAAUCAGACAUGGGCAGUGGUAAUGAAUCAAUGCAGUAUGAACGGUGCAACAAACGAAAAAAAACUACAAAUACAGAGGACUUAUCCCAAAUGAAGAAACGGAUUGAUGAAGCAGUCUCCCUGGUAGAAGAGAGAAAUUCACAAAAUCAGACAGAUGAAAAUGACUUGUUUGGCCAACUUGUGGCACAGAAAUUAAAAAAAAUGGAUGAAGAUGACAGGCUUAUGUUAACUCAUGAUAUACAUAACUUGAUUUUCAAGUAUGAAAUGAAAGCAAGAUCCAGAUUAAGGGUGGGUAUUCAGUUGAGCAUUGACUCUUAAUAGAGUGUUGAGCAUUUGUGGUUUUAUCAUGCUGAUUGCAUGUGCAUUUCCUGUUAUGUUACUACGUGGUUUUCAAAAGAACAUGUGUUUUGGUGUAACAUUUUACUGAGCAAAAUAAUGAAAGCGGGUGACCUGACAGUUUCUUUUGCUAAAGGUUCAAAACUAAAUUUAACAUAAGGGACUACAAGAUGUCUCUUGGUGUGAGCAUUGCGCCGAAUAGAGCAUUCAUUACUUAUGUAUUUGAGAAAAUGCUGAAGUGUAUACCCACCCUAACUGUACUGUAUGUCAGCUGAUAGUGAACAGUCAUACAAUUUAAUUAAAAUGGAACUUUCAGCUCUACUAUAAUAGCAAAAUUAUCAAAUAGAUAAAAAUACUCAACAACAUAUCUGUCCUACUCAAUUUUUUUAAAUUUGAACUCAAAAUCAUUAUGUUAAAAUAAAUAUCUCAAGCAUAUAAAAUGAUGAGCUUUCAGACUGAUUGGGAGAAAUAAAAUUUGAUUCUUUUUUU